GAUGCGAGUAAAUCCCACCUAAUGGGGAUUNAGAUUGACGUGUCAUUGAGGCUUCAAGGAGAGAUUCGCUUCGACUACGAGAUAUUGCCUCUUAUAUAUGUAUUAACAUUAUGGAAGUUUAGUCAUCAACUAGAGAAACUGUUGAAGAAGGAAAUAUUGUGUCAUUUGUGUCUAAAUAUUUCAAUUGGAUCUUUCUAUGAAGGAGAUGACAUUCUAUCACCAUUUUCAAAUUUAUCUCUGAUUGAAAGCAGUAGACAUGCAACUUACAAGUUACAGAAUGUAAAGACCAACCGAAUACAAUUAUUGUUUCUCAAAAGGCACACUAUAAUUUGUUACAUGAAACACUUCCAGUCCGUCGAUAAUUUUUGUACCACAAUGGAGAGAUGUAUCAAAAGAAGAAUUGAGGAACAAGGUAGAAAGCAUUCUUAUGCUUGAAAGUCUUUCUGUGAGAUGGAUAGAACGGGACCUACAGGAUUUACUUUAUUCUCUACGCUGCUUUUUGCUAGCAUCUUCAAAAUCCAUAUUCAUUAGAGAGAAAUAUACUUUGGUCUUAUGAACUUUAGCGAAUAUGCUGAAUAAACUCUGGAUAUUGCUAGCCACUUUGGUUUUUAUCAAGUCUCAAAAACAAGUUUACGUUUCACAAUAAACUUCAACGGUUGUCGUAAGGAUGUAAACUUGUAGUCCACGUCAACUUUCAGUUCUAAAAAACUUAUGGUUCUUCCAAAAUGUCGAAUAAAAGGGCUACUAAGAACAAGAAUAAUAAGGGUAGGCGAUAAAUACAUAAGCUUGGCUUAAAUAUACGCUGUCUGUUGAGCAGGAAACCGCGAAGGUGCCUCUAAAAACGAUAUCAAGACACAAUUUCAUACAGCAAAAAAUCGAAUUUUUCAAUGAAGCAAGAAUCCUCGAGCUCAAAAACCAGCAGUAGUCUCUGGUUGGCGGGGAGAACGAGUUGGAUUGCUAUAUUUUGCUUCACUUAUUGGUCAUUGUUGUAUUUCUUUAGAGUUGAACACUGAAAAGAACACUUGACUGGUCGUUACAAAAAAAUAACAAGGAUGUAAUUCGAAGUUUCAUGCCGCUCCUAUCACCAAUAUAAAAAUUUGUCUUUUUCU
This is a messenger RNA of Galdieria sulphuraria, 1109 nucleotides long. RefSeq lists its product as uncharacterized. The transcript has 2 exons. NCBI's taxonomy places the organism in Eukaryota, Rhodophyta, Bangiophyceae, Galdieriales, Galdieriaceae. The record is from RefSeq and is a predicted model, not a curated record. Bases 22 to 435 code for a protein of 137 amino acids.